GUUCGCAAUAGAAUGGAUGCCAUAUUAAUUAUGGAAACUAUAUUCUAAAAUCGUAAUUCAGUUUUUAAAUUUAAAGCCAGUGUUAGAUUGUUCACAUAGGCUUUUUUUUUAAUUUUGAAAGAAAAUGGCGACUCUAAUAAGAACUAUUUGGCGCGGGUAUGGUUUUAUCUUCGAAGAAUUAGCAGAUCCAAGAACAAAAUCAUGGUUUCUAGUAGCGAAACCGUACCAAGGAUUAUGCGUACUCGGUCUAUAUCUGUUGUUUGUACUAAAAAUCGGACCGAAUUGGAUGAAAAACAGACAGCCAUACAAUGUCGAUAAGCUUAUGAUAAUACAUAAUCUUGUGCAAGUUUUAGCAUGUGCUUAUGUCUUUUAUGAGACCAUCAUUUACGCGUGGGGUUGGAAUUAUAGAUGGCUUUGUGAACCAAUAGAUUAUAGCAAUAGUGAACAUGCAUUGAACAUAGCUGGAAUGGUUCACCACUACUACAUGCUCAAGUAUCUGGAUUUACUUGACACGAUAUUCUUCGUUCUGAGAAAGAAGUUCAACCAAAUUUCAUUUCUCCAUGUUUACCAUCACACAGGAAUGGUGAUGCUGAUUUGGGGAGCAACAACAUAUUUUCCAGGUGGCCACGGAACUCUGAUAGGCAUGGUGAACUCCUUCGUGCACGUAGUUAUGUAUGGCUACUACCUCCUCACAGUCGCGAUGCCAAGUGUGAAACAGUCGUUGUGGUGGAAAAAACAUAUUACGCAAUUACAAAUUAUUCAGCUGGCCUGGUGCUGUUUCCAUAUGUUUGCCUUGGUCUUCAAGCAAGACUGCGGAUACCCACGCUGGAUAGCAAUACCCUUCCUCCCUAAUGAUUUGUUUAUGCUCACUUUAUUCGUGGACUUUUACAUAAGGACCUAUAUAAAGAAACCAAAGGUCGCACCAGUACAGUCUGAAAGCAAAGAAAAUAUCUUUGAAGAGUCGAUCGUACGUCAACGGUCUGUGGUAGACAGUCAAAAGGAAUUAUGAUUUUUAUUAAAAAAAAAAUAUCUCUUUUUAUCUAUUUAAUAAUAAGAUUUCUCAUGAAUAUACCACCUUAUUUAAAAAAAAUAUCAAAAUGUAUAAUUAUUUCAACUAAAUACCGUAACUAUAGUACCUACUUAACGUCUCUUUUCAACACAGCGUAGACAACAUUUAACAAAAAGAGACUUAUGAAAGAGUAUUAUGGAGAUAUGAAAGAUAAAUGAUUAGUGAAUUGGAACGAUUCUUUGAAUAUGUACUUUAUGCUAAAUCUAAGCUUUUAUUUAUAUUCUUGUUCUAUUAUACGACAUUAAUA
Pieris rapae (cabbage white) is the source of this 1316-nucleotide messenger RNA. Its product is annotated as elongation of very long chain fatty acids protein 7-like. The transcript has 6 exons. Gene Ontology annotation, molecular function: fatty acid elongase activity. Gene Ontology annotation, cellular component: endoplasmic reticulum membrane. The coding region runs from base 125 to 1009 and encodes 294 amino acids. The record is from RefSeq and is a predicted model, not a curated record. Gene Ontology annotation, biological process: fatty acid elongation, polyunsaturated fatty acid; very long-chain fatty acid biosynthetic process; fatty acid elongation, monounsaturated fatty acid. NCBI's taxonomy places the organism in Eukaryota, Metazoa, Arthropoda, Insecta, Lepidoptera, Pieridae.